AUGGUUGCACCAACAAUUCUCCCGCUUUCCAUCACCCCGCUCCAUUGUCCCGCUUUCCACCACCCCGCCCAAUUCUCCCUCUUUCCAUCACCCCUCCCCAUUCUCCCUCUUUCCAUCACCCCGCCCCAUUCUCCCGCUUUCCAUCACCCCGCCCCAUUCUCCCUCUUUCCAUCACCCCGCCCCAUUCUCCCUCUUUCCAUUACCCCGCCCCAUUCUCCUGCUUUCCAUCACCCCGCCCCAUUUUCCCUCUUUCCAUCACCUCGCCCCAUUCUCCCGCUUUCUAUCACCCCGCCCCAUUCUCCCGCUUUCCAUCACCCCGCUCCAUUCUCCCGCUGUCCAUCACCCCGCCCGAUUCUCCCGCUUUCCAUCACCCCUCUCCAUUCUCCCUCUUUCCAUCUCCCCGCCCCAUUCUCCCUCUUUCAAUCACCCCGUCCCAUUCUCCCUCUUUCCGUCACCCCGCCCCAUUCUCCCUGUUCCCAUCACCUCGCCCCAUUCUCCCUCUUUCCAUCACCCCGCCCCAUUCUCCCGCUUUCCAUCACCCCGCCCCAUUCUCCAGCUUUUUAUCACCCCGCCCCAUUCUCCCGAUUUCCAUCACCCCGCCCCUUUCUCCCACUUUCCAUCACCCCGCCCCAUUCUCCCGCUUUCCAUCACCCCGCCCCGUUCUCCCGCUUUCCAUCACACCGGCCCAUUCUCCCCUCUUUCCAUCACCCCGCCCCAUCCUCCCGCUUUCCAUCAUCCCGCCCCAUUCUCCCGCUUUCCAUCACCCCGUCCCGUUCUCUCGCUUUCCAUCACCCCGCCCCAUUCUCCCGCUUUCCAUCACCCCGCCCGCUCCAUUCUCCCGCUUUCCAUCACCCCGCCCAAUUCUCCCUCUUUCCAUCACCCCUCCCCAUUCUCCCUCUUUCCAUCACCCCGCCCCAUUCUCCCUCUUUCCAUCACCCCGCCCCAUUCUCCCGCCUUUCAUCACCCCGCCCUAUUCUCCCGCUUUCCAUCACCCCGCCCAAUUCUCCCGCUUUCCAUCACCCCGCCCCAUUCUCCCGCCUUCCAUCACCCAACCCCAUUCUCCCUCUUUCAAUCACCCCGCCCCAUUAUCCUGCUUUCCAUCACCCCGCCCCGUUCUCCCUCUAUCCAUCACCCCGCCCAAUUCUCCCACUUUCCAUCACCCCGUCCCAUUCUCCCGUUUUCCAUCACCCUGCCCCAUUCUCUCGCUUUCCAUCACCCUGCCUUAUUCUCCCACUUUCCAUCACCCCGCCCCAUUCUCCCAAUUUCCAUCAACCCCGCCCCAUUCUCCCGCUUUUGAUGACCCCGCCCCAUUCUCCCGCUUUCCAUCACCCCGCCCCAUUCUCCCGCUUUCCAACACCCCGCCUCAUUCUCCCGCUUUCCAUCACCCCGCCCCAUUCUCACUCUUUCCAUCACCCCUCCCCAUUCUCCCUCUUUCCAUCACCACGCCCCAUUCUCCCGCCUUCCAUCACCCCACCCCAUUCUCCAUCUUUCCAUCACCCUACCCAAUUCUCCCGCUUUUCAUCACCCCGCCCCAUUCUCCCGCCUUCCAUCACCCCGCCCCAUUAUCCCGCUUUCCAUCACCCCGCCCAUUCUCCCUCUAUCCAUCACCCCGCCCAAUUCUCCCACUUUCCACCACCCCGUCCCAUUCUCCCGUUUUCCAUCACCCUGCCCCAUUCUCUCGCUUUCCAUCACCCCGCCUUUUUCUCUCGCUUUCCAUCACCCCGCCCCAUUGUCUCGAUUUCCAUCACCCCGCCCCAUUCUCCCGCCUUCCAUGACCCCGCCCCAUUCUCCCGCUUUCCAUCACCCCGCCCCAUUCUCCCGCUUUCCAACACCCCGCCUCAUUCUCCCACUUUCCAUCACCCCGCCCCAUUCUCACUCUUUCCAUCACCCCUCCCCAUUCUCCCUCUUUCCAUCACCCCGCCCCAUUCUCCUGCUUUCUAUCACCCCACCCCAUUCUCCCUGUUCCCAUCACCUCGCCCCAUUCUCCCUCUUUCCAUCACCCCGCCCCAUUCUCCCGCUUUCCAUCACCCCGCCCCAUUCUCCAGCUUUUUAUCACCCCGCCCCAUUCUCCCGAUUUCCAUCACCCCGCCCCUUUCUCCCACUUUCCAUCACCCCGCCCCAUUCUCCCGCUUUCCAUCACCCCGCCCCGUUCUCCCGCUUUCCAUCACACCGGCCCAUUCUCCCCUCUUUCCAUCACCCCGCCCCAUCCUCCCGCUUUCCAUCAUCCCGCCCCAUUCUCCCGCUUUCCAUCACCCCGUCCCGUUCUCUCGCUUUCCAUCACCCCGCCCCAUUCUCCCGCUUUCCAUCACCCCGCCCGCUCCAUUCUCCCGCUUUCCAUCACCCCGCCCAAUUCUCCCUCUUUCCAUCACCCCUCCCCAUUCUCCCUCUUUCCAUCACCCCGCCCCAUUCUCCCUCUUUCCAUCACCCCGCCCCAUUCUCCCGCCUUUCAUCACCCCGCCCUAUUCUCCCGCUUUCCAUCACCCCGCCCAAUUCUCCCGCUUUCCAUCACCCCGCCCCAUUCUCCCGCCUUCCAUCACCCAACCCCAUUCUCCCUCUUUCAAUCACCCCGCCCCAUUAUCCUGCUUUCCAUCACCCCGCCCCGUUCUCCCUCUAUCCAUCACCCCGCCCAAUUCUCCCACUUUCCAUCACCCCGUCCCAUUCUCCCGUUUUCCAUCACCCUGCCCCAUUCUCUCGCUUUCCAUCACCCUGCCUUAUUCUCCCACUUUCCAUCACCCCGCCCCAUUCUCCCAAUUUCCAUCACCCCGCCCCAUUCUCCCGCUUUUGAUGACCCCGCCCCAUUCUCCCGCUUUCCAUCACCCCGCCCCAUUCUCCCGCUUUCCAACACCCCGCCUCAUUCUCCCGCUUUCCAUCACCCCGCCCCAUUCUCACUCUUUCCAUCACCCCUCCCCAUUCUCCCUCUUUCCAUCACCACGCCCCAUUCUCCCGCCUUCCAUCACCCCACCCCAUUCUCCAUCUUUCCAUCACCCUACCCAAUUCUCCCGCUUUCCAUCACCCCGCCCCAUUCUCCCGCCUUCCAUCACCCCGCCCCAUUAUCCCGCUUUCCAUCACCCCGCCCAUUCUCCCUCUAUCCAUCACCCCGCCCAAUUCUCCCACUUUCCACCAUCCCGUCCCAUUCUCCCGUUUUCCAUCACCCUGCCCCAUUCUCUCGCUUUCCAUCACCCCGCCUUUUUCUCUCGCUUUCCAUCACCCCGCCCCAUUGUCUCGAUUUCCAUCACCCCGCCCCAUUCUCCCGCCUUCCAUGACCCCGCCCCAUUCUCCCGCUUUCCAUCACCCCGCCCCAUUCUCCCGCUUUCCAACACCCCGCCUCAUUCUCCCACUUUCCAUCACCCCGCCCCAUUCUCACUCUUUCCAUCACCCCUCCCCAUUCUCCCUCUUUCCAUCACCCCGCCCCAUUCUCCUGCUUUCUAUCACCCCACCCCAUUCUCCCUGUUCCCAUCACCCCGCCCCAUUCUCCCUCUUUCCAUCACCCCGCCCCAUUCUCCCGCUUUCCAUCACCCCGCCCCAUUCCCCUGCUUUCCAUCACCCCGCCCCAUUCUCCCACUUUCCAUCACCCCGCCCCAUUCUCCCUCUUUCCAUCACCCCGCCCCAUUCUCCUGUUUCCAUCACCCCGCCCCAUUCUCCCUCUUUCCAUCACCCCGCCCCAUUCUCCCGCUUUCCAUCACCCCGCCCCAUUCUCCCUCUUCCCAUCACCCCGCCCCAUUCUCCCACCUUUCAUCACCCCGCCCCAUUCUCCCGCUUUCCAUCACCCCGCCCAAUUCUCCCGCUUCCCAUCACCCCGCCCCAUUCUCCCGCCUUCCAUCACCCCGCCCCAUUCUCCCUCUUUCCAUCAAACCGCCCCAUUCUCCCGCUUUCCAUCACCCCGCCCCAUUCUCCCGCUUUCCAUCACCCCGCCCCAUUGUCCCGCUUUCCAUCACCCCACCCCAUUCUCCCGCUUUCCAUCACCCCGCCCCAUUCUCCUGGUUUCCAUCACCCCGGCCCAUUUUCCCGCUUUCCAUCACCCCGCCCCAUUCUCCCGCUUUCCAUCACCCCGCCCCAUUCUCCAGCUUUCCAUCACCCCGACCCGUUCUCUCGCUUUCCAUCACCCCGCCCCAUUCUCCCGCUUUCCAUCACCCCGCCCGCUCCAUUCUCCCGCUUUCCAUCACCCCGCCCAAUUCUCCCUCUUUCCAUCACCCCUCCCCAUUCUCCCUCUUUCCAUCACCCUGCCCCAUUCUCCCUCUUUCCAUCACCCCGCCCCAUUCUCCCGCCUUUCAUCACCCCGCCCUAUUCUCCCGCUUUCCAUCACCCCGCCCAAUUCUCCCGCUUUCCAUCACCCGCCCCAUUCUCCCGCUUUCCAUCACCCCGCCCCAUUCUCCCUCUUUCCACCACCCCGCCCCAUUCUCUCGCUUUCCAUCACCCCGCCCUAUUCUCCCUCUUUCCAUCACCCCGGCCCAUUCUCCCUCUUUCCAUCACCCCGCCCCAUUCUCCCACUUUCCAUCACCCCGCGCCAUUUUCCCUCUUUCCAUCACCCCGCCCCAUUCUCCCGCUUUCCAUCACCUCGACCAAUUCUCCCACUUUCCAUCACCCCGCCCCAUUCUCCCUCUUUCCAUCACCCUGCCCCAUUCUCCCUCUAUCCAUCACCCCACCCAAUUCUCCCGCUUUCCAUCACCCCGUCCCAUUCUCCCGCUUUCCAUCACCCCGCCCCAUUCUUUUGCGUUCCAUCACCCCACCCCAUCCUCCCCUCUUUCCAUCACCCCGCCCCAUUCUCCCGAUUUCUAUCACCCCGCCCCAUUCUCCCUUUUUCCAUCACCCCGCCCCAUUCUCCCGCUUUCCAUCACCCCGCCCCGUUCUCCCUCUUUCCAUCACCCCGCCCCAUUCUCCCUCUUUCCAUCACCCCGCCCCAUUCUCCCGCUUUCCAUCACCCAGCCCCAUUCUCCCUCUUUUCAUAGCCCCGCCCCAUUCUCCCGCUUUCCAUCACCCCGCCCCAUUCUCCCUCUUUCCAUCACCCCUCCCCGUUCUCCCGCUUUCCAUCACCCCGCCCCAUUCUCCUCUUUCCAUCACCCCGCCACAUUCUUCUGCUUUCCAUCACCCCGCCCCAUUCUCCCUCUUCCCAUCACCCCGCCCUAUUCUCUCGCUUUCCAUCACCCCGCCCCAUUCUCCCGCUUUUCAUCACCCCGCCCCAUUCUCCCGCUUUCCAUCACCCCGUCCCAUUCUCCCUCUUUCCAUCACCCCGCCCCAUUCUUCCUCUUUCCAUCUCCCCGCCCCAUUCUCCCUCUUUCCAUCACCCCGCCUCAUUCUCCCGCUUUCCAUCACCCCGUCCCCAUUCUCCCACUUUCCAUCACCCCACCCCAUUCUCCAUCUUUACAUCACCCCGCCCCACUCUCCCGCCUUCCAUCACCCCGCCCCAUUCUCCAUCUUUCCAUCACCCUGCCCAAUUCUCCCGCCUUCCAUCACCCCACCCCGUUCUCCCGUCUUCCAUCACCCCGCCCCAUUCUCCCGCUUUCCAUCACCCCGCCCCAUUCUCCCACUUUCCAUCACCCCGCCCCAUUCUCCCUCUUUCCAUCACCCCGCCCCAUUCUCCCGCUUUCCAUCACCCUGCCCCAUUUUCCCUCUUUCCAUCACCCCGCCCCAUUCUCCCGCUUUCCAUCACCCCGCCCCAUUCUCCCUCUUCCCAUCACCCCGCCCUAUUCUCCCGCCUUUCAUCACCCUGCCCCAUUCUCCCGCUUUCCAUCACCCCGCCCAAUUCUCCCGCUUCCCAUCACCCCGCCCCAUUCUCCUGCCUUCCAUCACCCCGCUCCAUUCUCCCUCUUUCCAUCACCCCGCCCCAUUCUCCCGCUUUCCAUCAUCCCGCCCCAUUCUCCCGCUUUCCAUCACCCUGCCCCAUUCUCCCUCUAUCCAUCACCCCACCCAAUUCUCCCGCUUUCCAUCACCCCGCCCCAUUCUCCCGCUUUCCAUCACCCCGCCCCAUUCUCCCGCUUUCCAUCACCCCGUCCCGUUCUCUCGCUUUCCAUCACCCCGCCCCAUUCUCCCGCUUUCCAUCACCCCGCCCGCUCCAUUCUCCCGCUUUCCAUCACCCCGCCCAAUUCUCCCUCUUUCCAUCACCCUGCCCCAUUCUCCCUCUUUCCAUCACCCUGCCCCAUUCUCCCGCCUUUCAUCACCCCGCCCUAUUCUCCCGCUUUACAUCACCCCGCCCAAUUCUCCCGCUUUCCAUCACCCCGCCCCAUUCUCCCGCUUUCCAUCACCCCGCCCCAUUCUCCCUCUUUCCAUCACCCCGGCCCAUUCAUCCUCUUUCCAUCACCCCGCCCCAUUCUCCCACUUUCCAUCACCCUGCGCCAUUUUCCCUCUUUCCAUCACCCCGCCCCAUUCUCCCGCUUUCCAUCACCCUGCCCCAUUCUCUCGCUUUCCAUCAUCCCGCUCCAUUGUCCCGCUUUCCAUCACCCCGCCCAAUUCUCCCUCUUUCUAUCACCACUCCCUAUUCUCCCUUUUUCCAUCACCCCGCCCCAUUCUCCCACUUUCCAUCACCCCGCCCCAUUCUCCCACUUUCCAUCACCCCGCCCCAUUCUCCCUCUUUCCAUCACCCCGCCCCAUUCUCCCGCUUUCCAUCACCUCGACCAAUUCUCCCGCUUUCCAUCACCCCGCCCCAUUCUCCCUCUUUCCAUCACCAUGCCCCAUUCUCCCUCUAUCCAUCACCACACCCAAUUCUCCCGCUUUCCAUCACCCCGUCCCAUUCUCCCGCUUUCCAUCACCCCGCCCCAUUCUUUUGCGUUCCAUCACCCCACCCCAUCCUCCCCUCUUUCCAUCACCCCGCCCCAUUCUCCCGCUUUCCAUCACCCCGCCCCAUUCUCCCGCUUUCCAUCACCCCACCCCAUUCUCCCGUUUUCCAUCACCCCGCCCCAUUCUCCUGGUUUCCAUCACCCCGGCCCAUUUUCCCGCUUUCCAUCACCCCGCCCCAUUCUCCCGCUUUCCAUCACCCCGCCCCAUUUUCCCUCUUUCCAUCACCCCGCCCCAUUCUCCUGUUUCCAUCACCCCGCCCCAUUCUCCCUCUUUCCAUCACCCCGCCCCAUUCUCCCGCUUUCCAUCACCCCGCCCCAUUCUCCCUCUUCCCAUCACCCCGCCCCAUUCUCCUGCCUUCCAUCACCCCGCCCCAUUCUCCCUCUUUCCAUCAAACCGCCCCAUUCUCCCGCUUUCCAUCACCCCGCCCCAUUCUCCCGCUUUCCAUCACCCCGCCCCAUUGUCCCGCUUUCCAUCACCCCACCCCAUUCUCCCGCUUUCCAUCACCCCGCCCCAUUCUCCUGGUUUCCAUCACCCCGGCCCAUUUUCCCGCUUUCCAUCACCGCGCCCCAUUCUCCCGCUUUCCAUCACCCCGCCCCAUUCUCCAGCUUUCCAUCACCCCGACCCGUUCUCUCGCUUUCCAUCACCCCGCCCCAUUCUCCCGCUUUCCAUCACUCCGCCCGCUCCAUUCUCCCGCUUUCCAUCACCCCGCCCAAUUCUCCCUCUUUCCAUCACCCCUCCCCAUUCUCCCUCUUUCCAUCACCCUGCCCCAUUCUCCCUCUUUCCAUCACCCCGCCCCAUUCUCCCGCCUUUCAUCACCCCGCCCUAUUCUCCCGCUUUCCAUCACCCCACCCCAUCCUCCCCUCUUUCCAUCACCCCGCCCCAUUCUCCCGAUUUCUAUCACCCCGCCCCAUUCUCCCUUUUUCCAUCACCCCCCCCCCAUUCUCCCGCUUUCCAUCACCCCGCCCCGUUCUCCCUCUUUCCAUCACCCCGCCCCAUUCUCCCUCUUUCCAUCACCCCGCCCCAUUCUCCCGCUUUCCAUCACCCAGCCCCAUUCUCCCUCUUUUCAUAGCCCCGCCCCAUUCUCCCGCUUUCCAUCACCCCACCCCAUUCUCCCUCUUUCCAUCACCCCUCCCCGUUCUCCCGCUUUCCAUCACCCCGCCCCAUUCUCCCGCUUUCCAUCACCCCGCCCCAUUCUCCUGCUUUCCAUCACCCCGCCCCAUUCUCCCUCUUCCCAUCACCCCACCCUAUUCUCUCGCUUUCCAUCACCCCGCCCCAAUCUCCCGCUUUUCAUCACCCCGCCCCAUUCUCCCGCUUUCCAUCACCCCGUCCCAUUCUCCCUCUUUCCAUCACCCCGCCCCAUUCUUCCUCUUUCCAUCUCCCCGCCCCAUUCUCCCUCUUUCCAUCACCCCGCCUCAUUCUCCCGCUUUCCAUCACCCCGCCCCAUUCUCCCACUUUCCAUCACCCCACCCCAUUCUCCAUCUUUACAUCACCCCGCCCCACUCUCCCGCCUUCCAUCACCCCGCCCCAUUCUCCAUCUUUCCAUCACCCUGCCCAAUUCUCCCGCCUUCCAUCACCCCACCCCGUUCUCCCGUCUUCCAUCACCCCGCCCCAUUCUCCCGCUUUCCAUCACCCCGCCCCAUUCUCCCACUUUCCAUCACCCCGCCCCAUUCUCCCUCUUUCCAUCACCCCGCCCCAUUCUCCCGCUUUCCAUCACCCCGCCCCAUUUUCCCUCUUUCCAUCACCCCGCCCCAUUCUCCCGCUUUCCAUCACCCCGCCCCAUUCUCCCUCUUCCCAUCACCCCGCCCUAUUCUCCCGCCUUUCAUCACCCUGCCCCAUUCUCCCGCUUUCCAUCACCCCGCCCAAUUCUCCCGCUUCCCAUCACCCCGCCCCAUUCUCCUGACUUCCAUCACCCCGCUCCAUUCUCCCUCUUUCCAUCACCCCGCCCCAUUCUCCCGCUUUCCAUCAUCCCGCCCCAUUCUCCCGCUUUCCAUCACCCUGCCCCAUUCUCCCUCUAUCCAUCACCCCACGCAAUUCUCCCGCUUUCCAUCACCCCGUCCCAUUCUCCCGCUUUCCAUCACCCCGCCCCAUUCUUUUGCGUUCCAUCACCCCACCCCAUCCUCCCCUCUUUCCAUCAUCCCUGCCCCAUUCUCCCUUUUUCCAUCACCCCGCCCCAUUCUCCCGCUUUCCAUCACCCCGCCCAAUUCUCCCGCUUCCCAUCACCCCGCCCCAUUCUCCUGCCUUCCAUCACCCCGCCCCAUUCUCCCUCUUUCCAUCACCCCGCCCCAUUCUCCCGCUUUCCAUCAUCCCGCCCCAUUCUCCCGCUUUCCAUCACCCCGCCCCAUUCUCCCGCUUUCCAUCACCCCACCCCAUUCUCCCGCUUUCCAUCACCCCGCCCCAUUCUCCCGGUUUCCAUCACCCCGGCCCAUUUUCCCGCUUUCCAUCACCCCGCCCCAUUCUCCCGCUUUCCAUCACCCCGCCCCAUUCUCCCGCUUUCCAUCACCCCACCCCAUUCUCCCGCUUUCCAUCACCCCGCCCCAUUCUCCUGGUUUCCAUCACCCCGGCCCAUUUUCCCGCUUUCCAUCACCCCGCCCCAUUCUCCCGCUUUCCAUCACCCCGCCCCAUUCUCCAGCUUUCCAUCACCCCGACCCGUUCUCUCGCUUUCCAUCACCCCGCCCCAUUCUCCCGCUUUCCAUCACUCCGCCCGCUCCAUUCUCCUGCUUUCCAUCACCCCGCCCAAUUCUCCCUCUUUCCAUCACCCCUCCCCAUUCUCCCUCUUUCCAUCACCCUGCCCCAUUCUCCCUCUUUCCAUCACCCCGCCCCAUUCUCCCGCCUUUCAUCACCCCGCCCUAUUCUCCCGCUUUCCAUCACCCCGCCCAAUUCUCCCGCUUUCCAUCACCCGCCCCAUUCUCCCGCUUUCCAUCACCCCGCCCCAUUCUCCCUCUUUCCACCACCCCGCCCCAUUCUCUCGCUUUCCAUCACCCCGCCCCAUUCUUCCUCUUUCCAUCACCCCGGCCCAUUCUCCCUCUUUCCAUCACCCCGCCCCAUUCUCCCACUUUCCAUCACCCCGCGCCAUUUUCCCUCUUUCCAUCACCCCGCCCCAUUCUCCCGCUUUCCAUCACCUCGACCAAUUCUCCCGCUUUCCAUCACCCCGCCCCAUUCUCCCUCUUUCCAUCACCCUGCCCCAUUCUCCCUCUAUCCAUCACCCCACCCAAUUCUCCCGCUUUCCAUCACCCCGUCCCAUUCUCUCGCUUUCCAUCACCCCGCCCCAUUCUUUUGCGUUCCAUCACCCCACCCCAUCCUCCCCUCUUUCCAUCACCCCGCCCCAUUCUCCCGAUUUCUAUCACCCCGCCCCAUUCUCCCUUUUUCCAUCACCCCCCCCCAUUCUCCCGCUUUCCAUCACCCCGCCCCGUUCUCCCUCUUUCCAUCACCCCGCCCCAUUCUCCCUCUUUCCAUCACCCCGCCCCAUUCUCCCGCUUUCCAUCACCCAGCCCCAUUCUCCCUCUUUUCAUAGCCCUGCCCUAUUCUCCCGCUUUCCAUCACCCCGCCCCAUUCUCCCUCUUUCCAUCACCCCUCCCCGUUCUCCCGCUUUCCAUCACCCCGCCCCAUUCUCCCGCUUUCCAUCACCCCGCCCCAUUCUCCUGCUUUCCAUCACCCCGCCCCAUUCUCCCUCUUCCCAUCACCCCGCCCUAUUCUCUCGCUUUCCAUCACCCCGCCCCAUUCUCCCGCUUUUCAUCACCCCGCCCCAUUCUCCCGCUUUCCAUCACCCCGUCCCAUUCUCCCUCUUUCCAUCACCCCGCCCCAUUCUUCCUUUUUCCAUCUCCCCGCCUCAUUCUCCCUCUUUCCAUCACCCCGCCUCAUUCUCCCGCUUUCCAUCACCCCGCCCCAUUCUCCCACUUUCCAUCACCCCACCCCAUUCUCCAUCUUUACAUCACCCCGCCCCACUCUCCCGCCUUCCAUCACCCCGCCCCAUUCUCCAUCUUUCCAUCACCCUGCCCAAUUCUCCCGCCUUCCAUCACCCCACCCCGUUCUCCUGUCUUCCAUCACCCCGCCCCAUUCUCCCGCUUUCCAUCACCCCGCCCCAUUCUCCCACUUUCCAUCACCCCGCCCCAUUCUCCCUCUUUCCAUCACCCCGCCCCAUUCUCCCGCUUUCCAUCACCCCGCCCCAUUUUCCCUCUUUCCAUCACCCCGCCCCAUUCUCCCGCUUUCCAUCACCCCGCCCCAUUCUCCCUCUUCCCAUCACCCCGCCCUAUUCUCCCGCCUUUCAUCACCCUGCCCCAUUCUCCCGCUUUCCAUCACCCCGCCCAAUUCUCCCGCUUCCCAUCACCCCGCCCCAUUCUCCCUCUUUCCAUCACCCCGCCCCAUUCUCCCGCUUUCCAUCAUCCCGCCCCAUUCUCCCGCUUUCCAUCACCCUGCCCCAUUCUCCCUCUAUCCAUCACCCCACCCAAUUCUCCCGCUUUCCAUCACCCCGUCCCAUUCUCCCGCUUUCCAUCACCCCGCCCCAUUCUUUUGCGUUCCAUCACCCCACCCCAUCCUCCCCUCUUUCCAUCACCCCGCCCCAUUCUCCCGAUUUCUAUCAUCCCGCCCCAUUCUCCCUUUUUCCAUCACCCCGCCCCAUUCUCCCGCUUUCCAUCACCCCGCCCAAUUCUCCCGCUUCCCAUCACCCCGCCCCAUUCUCCUGCCUUCCAUCACCCCGCCCCAUUCUCCCUCUUUCCAUCACCCCGCCCCAUUCUCCCGCUUUCCAUCAUCCCGCCCCAUUCUCCCGCUUUACAUCACCUCGACCAAUUCUCCCGCUUUCCAUCACCCCGCCCCAUUCUCCCUCUUUCCAUCACCCUGCCCCAUUCUCCCUCUAUCCAUCACCCCACCCAAUUCUCCCGCUUUCCAUCACCCCGUCCCAUUCUCCCGCUUUCCAUCACCCCGCCCCAUUCUUUUGCCCCCAUUCUCCCUCUUUUCAUAGCCCCGCCCCAUUCUCCCGCUUUCCAUCACCCCGCCCCAUUCUCCCUCUUUCCAUCACCCCUCCCCGUUCUCCCGCUUUCCAUCACCCCGCCCCAUUCUCCCGCUUUCCAUCACCCCGCCCCAUUCUCCUGCUUUCCAUCACCCCGCCCCAUUCUCCCUCUUCCCAUCACCCCGCCCUAUUCUCUCGCUUUCCAUCACCCCGCCCCAUUCACCCGCUUUUCAUCACCCCGCCCCAUUCUCCCGCUUUCCAUCACCCCGUCCCAUUCUCCCUCUUUCCAUCACCUCGCCCCAUUCUUCCUUUUUCCAUCUCCCCGCCCCAUUCUCCCUCUUUCCAUCACCCCGCCUCAUUCUCCCGCUUUCCAUCACCCCGCCCCAUUCUCCCACUUUCCAUCACCCCACCCCAUUCUCCAUCUUUACAUCACCCCGCCCCACUCUCCCGCCUUCCAUCACCUCGCCCCAUUCUCCAUCUUUCCAUCACCCUGCCCAAUUCUCCCGCCUUCCAUCACCCCACCCCGUUCUCCCGUCUUCCAUCACCCCGCCCCAUUCUCCCGCUUUCCAUCACCCCGCCCCAUUCUCCCACUUUCCAUCACCCCGCCCCAUUCUCCCUCUUUCCAUCACCCCGCCCCAUUCUCCCGCUUUCCAUCACCCCGCCCCAUUUUCCCUCUUUCCAUCACCCCGCCCCAUUCUCCCGCUUUCCAUCACCCCGCCCCAUUCUCCCUCUUCCCAUCACCCCGCCCUAUUCUCCCGCCUUUCAUCACCCUGCCCCAUUCUCCCGCUUUCCAUCACCCCGCCCAAUUCUCCCGCUUCCCAUCACCCCGCCCCAUUCUCCUGCCUUCCAUCACCCCGCUCCAUUCUCCCUCUUUCCAUCACCCCGCCCCAUUCUCCCGCUUUCCAUCAUCCCGCCCCAUUCUCCCGCUUUCCAUCACCCUGCCCCAUUCUCCCUCUAUCCAUCACCCCACCCAAUUCUCCCGCUUUCCAUCACCCCGUCCCAUUCUCCCGCUUUCCAUCACCCCGCCCCAUUCUUUUGCGUUCCAUCACCCCACCCCAUCCUCCCCUCUUUCCAUCACCCCGCCCCAUUCUCCCGAUUUCUAUCAUCCCGCCCCAUUCUCCCUUUUUCCAUCACCCCGCCCCAUUCUCCCGCUUUCCAUCACCCCGCCCAAUUCUCCCGCUUCCCAUCACCCCGCCCCAUUCUCCUGCCUUCCAUCACCCCGCCCCAUUCUCCCUCUUUCCAUCACCCCGCCCCAUUCUCCCGCUUUUCAUCAUCCCGCCCCAUUCUCCCGCUUUCCAUCACCCCGCCCCAUUCUCCCGCUUUCCAUCACCCCACCCCAUUCUCCCGCUUUCCAUCACCCCGCCCCAUUCUCUCGGUUUCCAUCACCCCGGCCCAUUUUCCCGCUUUCCAUCACCCCGCCCCAUUCUCCCGCUUUCCAUCACCCCGCCCCAUUCUCCCGCUUUCCAUCACCCCGUCCCGUUCUCUCGCUUUCCAUCACCCCGCCCCAUUCUCCCGCUUUCCAUCACCCCGCCCGCUCCAUUCUCCCGCUUUCCAUCACCCCGCCCAAUUCUCCCUCUUUCCAUCACCCCUCCCCAUUUUUCCUCUUUCCAUCACCCUGCCCCAUUCUCCCUCUUUCCAUCACCCCGCCCCAUUCUCCCGCCUUUCAUCACCCCGCCCUAUUCUCCCGCUUUACAUCACACCGCCCAAUUCUCCCGCUUUCCAUCACCCCGCCCCAUUCUCCCGCUUUCCAUCACCCCGCCCCAUUCUCCCUCUUUCCAUCACCCCGGCCCAUUCAUCCUCUUUCCAUCACCCCGCCCCAUUCUCCCACUUUCCAUCACCCCGCGCCAUUUUCCCUCUUUCCAUCACCCCGCCCCAUUCUCCCGCUUUCCAUCACCCUGCCCCAUUCUCUCGCUUUCCAUCAUCCCGCUCCAUUGUCCCGCUUUCCAUCACCCCGCCCAAUUCUCCCUCUUUCCAUCACCACUCCCUAUUCUCCCUUUUUCCAUCACCCCGCCCCAUUCUCCCACUUUCCAUCACCCCGCCCCAUUCUCCCACUUUCCAUCACCCCGCCCCAUUCUCCCUCUUUCCAUCACCCCGCCCCAUUCUCCCGCUUUCCAUCACCUCGACCAAUUCUCCCGCUUUCCAUCACCCCGCCCCAUUCUCCCUCUUUCCAUCACCAUGCCCCAUUCUCCCUCUAUCCAUCACCACACCCAAUUCUCCCGCUUUCCAUCACCCCGUCCCAUUCUCCCGCUUUCCAUCACCCCGCCCCAUUCUUUUGCGUUCCAUCACCCCACCCCAUCCUCCCCUCUUUCCAUCACCCCGCCCCAUUCUCCCGCUUUCCAUCACCCCGCCCCAUUCUCCCGCUUUCCAUCACCCCACCCCAUUCUCCCGCUUUCCAUCACCCCGCCCCAUUCUCCCGGUUUCCAUCACCCCGGCCCAUUUUCCCGCUUUCCAUCACCCCGCCCCAUUCUCCCGCUUUCCAUCACCCCGCCCCAUUCUCCCGCUUUCCAUCACCCCGUCCCGUUCUCUCGCUUUCCAUCACCCCGCCCCAUUCUCCCGCUUUCCAUCACCCCGCCCGCUCCAUUCUCCCGCUUUCCAUCACCCCGCCCAAUUCUCCCUCUUUCCAUCACCCCUCCCCAUUUUUCCUCUUUCCAUCACCCUGCCCCAUUCUCCCUCUUUCCAUCAUUCCCACCCAUUCUCCCGCCUUUCAUCACCCCGCCCUAUUCUCCCGCUUUACAUCACCCCGCCCAAUUCUCCCGCUUUCCAUCACCCCGCCCCAUUCUCCCGCUUUCCAUCACCCCCCCCCAUUCUCCCUCUUUCCAUCACCCCGGCCCAUUCAUCCUCUUUCCAUCACCCCGCCCCAUUCUCCCUCUUUCCAUCACCCCGCGCCAUUUUCCCUCUUUCCAUCACCCCGCCCCAUUCUCCCGCUUUCCAUCACCCUGCCCCAUUCUCUCGCUUUCCAUCAUCCCGCUCCAUUGUCCCGCUUUCCAUCACCCCGCCCAAUUCUCCCUCUUUCCAUCACCACUCCCUAUUCUCCCUUUUUCCAUCACCCCGCCCCAUUCUCCCACUUUCCAUCACCCCGCCCCAUUCUCCCACUUUCCAUCACCCCGCCCCAUUCUCCCUCUUUCCAUCACCCCGCCCCAUUCUCCCGCUUUCCAUCACCUCGACCAAUUCUCCCGCUUUCCAUCAUCCCGCCCCAUUCUCCCUCUUUCCAUCACCAUGCCCCAUUCUCCCUCUAUCCAUCACCACACCCAAUUCUCCCGCUUUCCAACACCCCGUCCCAUUCUCCCGCUUUCCAUCACCCCGCCCCAUUCUUUUGCGUUCCAUCACCCCACCCCAUCCUCCCCUCUUUCCAUCACCCCGCCCCAUUCUCCCUCUUUCCAUCACCCCGCCCCAUUCUCCCGCUUUCCAUCACCCCGCCCCAUUCUCCCGCUUUCCAUCACCCCGCCCCAUUCUCCCACUUUCUAUCACCCCGCCCCAUUCUCCCUCUUUCCAUCACCCCGCCCCAUUCUCUUGUUUCCAUCACCCCGCCCCAUUCUCCCUCUUUCCAUCACCCAGCCCCAUUCUCCCGCUUUCCAUCACCCCGCCCCAUUCUCCCUCUUCCCAUCACCCCGCCCCAUUCUCCCGCCUUCCAUCACCGCGCCCCAUUCUCCCUCUUUCCAUCAAACCGCCCCAUUCUCCCGCUUUCCAUCACCCCGCCCCAUUCUCCCGUUUUCCAUCACCCCGCCCCAUUGUCCCGCUUUCCAUCACCCCACCCCAUUCUCCCGCUUUCCAUCACCCCGCCCCAUUCUCCUGGUUUCCAUCACCCCGGCCCAUUUUCCCGCUUUCCAUCACCCCGCCCCAUUCUCCCGCUUUCCAUCACCCCGCCCCAUUCUCCAGCUUUCCAUCACCCCGACCCGUUCUCUCGCUUUCCAUCACCCUGCCCCAUUCUCCCGCAUUCCAUCACCCCGCCCGCUCCAUUCUCCCGCUUUCCAUCACCCCGCCCAAUUCUCCCUCUUUCCAUCACCCCUCCCCAUUCUCCCUCUUUCCAUCACCCUGCCCCAUUCUCCCUCUUUCCAUCACCCCGCCCCAUUCUCCCGCCUUUCAUCACCCCGCCCUAUUCUCCCGCUUUCCAUCACCCCGCCCAAUUCUCCCGCUUUCCAUCACCCGCCCCAUUCUCCCGCAUUCCAUCACCCCGCCCCAUUCUCCCUCUUUCCACCACCCCGCCCCAUUCUCUCGCUUCCCAUCACCCCGCCCCAUUCUCCCUCUUUCCAUCACCCCGGCCCAUUCUCCCUCUUUCCAUCACCCCGCCCCAUUCUCCCACUUUCCAUCACCCCGCGCCAUUUUCCCUCUUUCCAUCACCCCGCCCCAUUCUCCCGCUUUCCAUCACCUCGACCAAUUCUCCCGCUUUCCAUCACCCCGCCCCAUUCUCCCUCUUUCCAUCACCCUGCCCCAUUCUCCCUCUAUCCAUCACCCCACCCAAUUCUCCCGCUUUCCAUCACCCCGUCCCAUUCUCCCGCUUUCCAUCACCCCGCCCCAUUCUUUUGCGUUCCAUCACUCCACCCCAUCCUCCCCUCUUUCCAUCACCCCGCCCCAUUCUCCCGAUUUCUAUCACCCCGCCCCAUUCUCCCUUUUUCCAUCACCCCGCCCCAUUCUCCCGCUUUCCAUCACCCCGCCCCCCCCGCCCCAUUCUCCUGCUUUCCAUCACCCCGCCCCAUUCUCCCUCUUUCCAUCACCCCGCCCCGUUCUCCCGCUUUCCAUCACCCCGCCCCAUUCUCCCGCUUUCCAUCACCCCGCUCCAUUCUCCUGCUUUCCAUCACCCCGCCCCAUUCUCCCUCUUCCCAUCACCCCGCCCUAUUCUCUCGCUUUCCAUCACCCCGCCCCAUUCUCCCGCUUUUCAUCACCCCGCCCCAUUCUCCCGCUUUCCAUCACCCCGUCCCAUUCUCCCUCUUUCCAUCACCCCGCCCCAUUCUUCCUCUUUCCAUCUCCCCGCCCCAUUCUCCCUCUUUCCAUCACCCCGCCUCAUUCUCCCGCUUUCCAUCACCCCGCCCCAUUCUCCCACUUUCCAUCACCCCACCCCAUUCUCCAUCUUUACAUCACCCCGCCCCACUCUCCCGCCUUCCAUCACCCCGCCCCAUUCUCCAUCUUUCCAUCACCCUGCCCAAUUCUCCCGCCUUCCAUCACCCCACCCCGUUCUCCCGUCUUCCAUCACCCCGCCCCAUUCUCCCGCUUUCCAUCACCCCGCCCUAUUCUCCCACUUUCCAUCACCCCGCCCCAUUCUCCCUCUUUCCAUCACCCCGCCCCAUUCUCCCGCUUUCCAUCACCCCGCCCCAUUUUCCCUCUUUCCAUCACCCCGCCCCAUUCUCCCGCUUUCCAUCACCCCGCCCCAUUCUCCCUCUUCCCAUCACCCCGCCCUAUUCUCCCGCCUUUCAUCACCCUGCCCCAUUCUCCCGCUUUCCAUCACCCCGCCCAAUUCUCCCGCUUCCCAUCACCCCGCCCCAUUCUCCUGCCUUCCAUCACCCCGCUCCAUUCUCCCUCUUUCCAUCACCCCGCCCCAUUCUCCCGCUUUCCAUCAUCCCGCCCCAUUCUCCCGCUUUCCAUCACCCUGCCCCAUUCUCCCUCUAUCCAUCACCCCACCCAAUCUUCCCGCUUUCCAUCACCCCGUCCCAUUCUCCCGCUUUCCAUCACCCCGCCCCAUUCUUUUGCGUUCCAUCACCCCACCCCAUCCUCCCCUCUUUCCAUCACCCCGCCCCAUUCUCCCGAUUUCUAUCAUCCCGCCCCAUUCUCCCUUUUUCCAUCACCCCGCCCCAUUCUCCCGCUUUCCAUCACCCCGCCCAAUUCUCCCGCUUCCCAUCACCCCGCCCCAUUCUCCUGCCUUCCAUCACCCCGCCCCAUUCUCCCUCUUUCCAUCACCCCGCCCCAUUCUCCCGCUUUCCAUCAUCCCGCCCCAUUCUCCCGCUUUCCAUCACCCCGCCCCAUUCUCCCGCUUUCCAUCACCCCACCCCAUUCUCCCGCUUUCCAUCACCCCGCCCCAUUCUCCCGGGUUCCAUCACCCCGGCCCAUUUUCCCGCUUUCCAUCACCCCGCCCCAUUCUCCCGCUUUCCAUCACCCCGCCCCAUUCUCCCGCUUUCCAUCACCCCGUCCCGUUCUCUCGCUUUCCAUCACCCCGCCCCAUUCUCCCGCUUUCCAUCAUCCCGCCCGCUCCAUUCUCCCGCUUUCCAUCACCCCGCCCAAUUCUCCCUCUUUCCAUCACCCCUCCCCAUUUUUCCUCUUUCCAUCACCCUGCCCCAUUCUCCCUCUUUCCAUCACCCCGCCCCAUUCUCCCGCCUUUCAUCACCCCGCCCUAUUCUCCCGCUUUACAUCACCCCGCCCAAUUCUCCCGCUUUCCAUCACCCCGCCCCAUUCUCCCGCUUUCCAUCACCCCGCCCCAUUCUCCCUCUUUCCAUCACCCCGGCCCAUUCAUCCUCUUUCCAUCACUCCGCCCCAUUCUCCCACUUUCCAUCACCCCGCGCCAUUUUCCCUCUUUCCAUCACCCCGCCCCAUUCUCCCGCUUUCCAUCACCCUGCCCCAUUCUCUCGCUUUCCAUCAUCCCGCUUCAUUGUCCCACUUUCCAUCACCCCGCCCAAUUCUCCCUCUUUCCAUCACCACUCCCUAUUCUCCCUUUUUCCAUCACCCCGCCCCAUUCUCCCACUUUCCAUCACCCCGCCCCAUUCUCCCACUUUCCAUCACCCCGCCCCAUUCUCCCUCUUUCCAUCACCCCGCCCCAUUCUCCCGCUUUCCAUCACCUCGACCAAUUCUCCCGCUUUCCAUCACCCCGCCCCAUUCUCCCUCUUUCCAUCACCAUGCCCCAUUCUCCCUCUAUCCAUCACCACACCCAAUUCUCCCGCUUUCCAUCACCCCGUCCCAUUCUCCCGCUUUCCAUCACCCCGCCCCACUCUUUUGCGUUCCAUCACCCCACCCCAUCCUCCCCUCUUUCCAUCACCCCGCCCCAUUCUCCCGCUUUCCAUCACCCCGCCCCAUUCUCCCGCUUUCCAUCACCCCACCCCAUUCUCCCGCUUUCCAUCACCCCGCCCCAUUCUCCUGGUUUCCAUCACCCCGGCCCAUUUUCCCGCUUUCCAUCACCCCGUCCCAUUCUCCCGCUUUCCAUCACCCCGCCCCAUUCUCCCUCUUUCCAUCACCCCGGCCCAUUCUCCCUCUUUCCAUCACCCCACCUCAUUCUCCCACUUUCCAUCACCCCGCGCCAUUUUCCCUCUUUCCAUCACCCCGCCCCAUUCUUCCGCUUUCCAUCACCCUGCCCCAUUUUCUUGCUUUCCAUCAUCCCGCUCCAUUGUCCCGCUUUCCAUCACCCCGCCCAAUUCUCCCUCUUUCCAUCACCACUCCCUAUUCUCCCUUUUUCCAUCACCCCGCCCCAUUCUCCCACUUUCCAUCACCCCGCCCCAUUCUCCCUCUUUCCAUCACCCCGCCCCAUUCUCCCGCUUUCCAUCACCUCGACCAAUUCUCCCGCUUUCCAUCACCCCUCCCCAUUCUCCCUCUUUCCAUCACCCUGCCCCAUUCUCCCUCUAUCCAUCACCCCACCCAAUUCUCCCGCUUUCCAUCACCCCGUCCCAUUCUCCCGCUUUCCAUCACCCCGCCCCAUUCUUUUGCGUUCCAUCACCCCACCCCAUCCUCACCUCUUUCCAUCACCCCGCCCCAUUCUCCCGGUUUCUAUCACCCCGCCCCAUUCUCCCUCUUUCCAUCACCCCGCCCCAUUCUCCCGCUUUCCAUCACCCCGCCCCGUUCUCCCUCUUUCCAUCACCCCGUCCCAUUCUCCCUCUUUCCAUCACCCCGCCCCAUUCUCCCGCUUUCCAUCACCCUGCCCCAUUCUCCCUCUUUUCAUAACCCCGCCCCAUAAUCCCGCUUUCCAUCACCCCGCCCCAUUCUCCCUCUUUCCAUCACCCCGCCCCGUUCUCCCGCUUUCCAUCACCCCGCCCCAUUCUCCCGCUUUCCAUCACCCCGCCCCAUUCUCCUGCUUUCCAUCACCCCGCCCCAUUCUCCCUCUUCCCAUCACCCCGCCCUAUUCUCUCGCUUUCCAUCACCCCGCCCCAUUCUCCCGCUUUUCUUCACCCCGCCCCAUUCUCUUGCUUUCCAUCACCCCGUCCCAUUCUCCCUCUUUCCAUCACCCCGCCCCAUUCUUCCUCUUUCCAUCUCCCCGCCCCAUUCUCCCUCUUUCCAUCACCCCGCCCCAUUCUCCCGCUUUCCAUCACCCCGCCCCAUUCUCCCACUUUCCAUCACCCCGCCCCAUUCUCCAUCUCUACAUCACCCCGCCCCACUCUCCCGCCUUCCAUCACCCCGCCCCAUUCUCCAUCUUUCCAUCACCCUGCCCAAUUCUCCCGCCUUCCAUCACCCCACCCCAUUCUCCCAUCUUCCAUCACCCCGCCCCAUUCUCCCUCUUUCCAUCACCCCGCCCCAUUCUCCCGCUUUCCAUCACCCCGUCCCAUUCUCCCUCUUUCCAUCACCCCGCCCAAUUCUCCCUCUUUCCAUCACCCCGCCCCAUUCUCCAGCUUUCCGUCACCCCGUCCCAUUCUCCCUCUUUCCAUCACCCUGCCCCAUUCUCCCUCUUUCCAUCACCCCGCCCCAUUCUCCCUCUUUCCAUCACCCCGCCCCAUUCUCCCGCUUUCCUUCACCCCGCGCCAUUUAACCUCUUUCCAUCACCCGCCCCAUUCUCCCGCUUUCCAUCACCCGGCUCCAUUGUCCCGCUUUCCAUCACCCCGCCCAAUUCUCCCUCUUUCCAUCACCACUCCCUAUUCUCCCUUUUUCCAUCACCCCGCCCCAUUCUCCCACUUUCCAUCACCCCGCCCCAUUCUCCCUCUUUCCAUCACCCCGCCCCAUUCUCCCGCUUUCCAUCACCUCGACCAAUUCUCCCGCUUUCCAUCACCCCGCCCCAUUCUCCCUCUUUCCAUCACCCUGCCCCAUUCUCCCUCUAUCCAUCACCCCACCCAAUUCUCCCGCUUUCCAUCACCCCGUCCCAUUCUCCCGCUUUCCAUCACCCCGCCCCAUUCUUUUGCGUUCCAUCACCCCACCCCAUCCUCCCCUCUUUCCAUCACCCCGCCCCAUUCUCCCGAUUUCUAUCACCCCGCCCCAUUCUCCCUCUUUCCAUCACCCCGCCCCAUUCUCCCGCUUUCCAUCACCCCGCCCCCUUUCCGUCACCCCGCCCCAUUCUCCCUCUUUCCAUCACCCUGCCCCAUUCUCCCUCUUUCCAUCACCCCGCCCCAUUCUCCCUCUUUCCAUCACCCCGCCCCAUUCUCCCGCUUUCCUUCACCCCGCGCCAUUUAACCUCUUUCCAUCACCCGCCCCAUUCUCCCGCUUUCCAUCACCCGGCUCCAUUGUCCCGCUUUCCAUCACCCCGCCCAAUUCUCCCUCUUUCUAUCACCCCUUCCCAUUCUCCCUCUUUCCAUCACCACGCCCCAUUCUCCUGCUUUCCAUCACCCCGCCCCAUUCUCCCUCUUUCCAUCACCCCGCCCCAUUCUCCCUCUUUCCAUUACCCCGCCCCAUUCUCCUGCUUUCCAUCACCCCGCCCCAUUCUCCCUCUUUCUAUCACCCCGCCCCAUUCUCCAGCUUUCCAUCACCUCGCUCCAUUCUCCCGCUUUCCAUCACCGCGCCCAAUUCUCCCGCUUUCCAUCACCCCUCUCCAUUCUCCCUCUUUCCAUCUCCCCGCCCCAUUCUCCUUCUUUCCAUCAACCCGUCCCAUUCUCCCUCUUUCCGUCACCCCACCCCAUUCUCCCUGUUUCCAUCACCUCGCCCCAUUCUCCCUCUUUCCAUCACCCCGCCCCAUUCUUCCUCCCAUUCUCCCGCUUUCCAUCAACCCGACCCAUUCUCCCGCUUUCCAUCACCCCACCCCGUUCUCCCGCUUUCCAUCACACCGCCCCAUUCUCCCUCUUUCCAUCACCCCGCCCCAUUCUCCUGCUUUCCAUCACCGCGCCCCAUUCUCCCGCUUUCCAUCACCCCGCCCCGUUCUCCCGCUUUCCAUCACCCCGCCUCAUUCUCCCUCUUUCCAUCAACCCGCCCCAUUCUCCCUAUUUCCAUCACCCCGCUCCAUUCUCCCGCUUUCCAUCAACCCGCCCGCUCCAUUCUCCCGCUUUCCAUCACCCCGCCCAAUUCUCCCUCUUUCCAUCACCCCUCUCCAUUCUCCCUCUUUCCAUCACCUCGCCCCAUUCUCCCGCUUUCCAUUACCCCGCCCCAUUCUCCCUCUUUCCAUCACCCGCCCCAUUCUCCCGUCUUUCAUCACCCCGCCCCAUUCUCCCUCUUUCCAUCACCCCGCCCAAUUCUCCCACUUUCCAUCACCCCGCCCCAUUCUCCCACCUUUCAUCACCCCGCCCCAUUCUCCCUCUUUCCAUCAACCUGCCCCAUUCUCCCUCUUUCCAUCACCCCGCCUUAUUCUCCCUCUUUCCAUCACCCCGCCCCAUUCUCCCGAUUUCCAUCACCUCGCCCCAUUCUCCCGCUUUCCAUCACCCCGCCCCGUUCUCCCGCUUUCUGUCACCCCGCCUCAUUCUCCCUCUUUCCAUCAACCCGCCCCAUUCUCCCUCUUUCCAUCACCCCGCUCCAUUCUCCCGCUUUCCAUCACCCCGUCCGCACCAUUCUCCCGCUUUCCAUCACCCCGCCCAAUUCUCCCUCUUUCCAUCACCCCUCCCCAUUCUCCCUCUUUCCAUCACCCCGCCCCAUUCUCCCGCUUUCCAUCACCCCGCCCCAUUCUCCCGCUUUCCAUCACCCGCCCUAUUCUCCCAUCUUUCAUCACCCCGCCUUAUUCUCCGUCUUUCCAUCACCCCGCCCAAUUCUCUCGCUUUCCAUCACCCCGCCCAAUUCUCCCGCUUUCCAUCACCCCGCCCCAUUCUCCCUCUUUCCAUCAACCCGCCCCAUUCCCCCUCUUUCCAUCACCCCGCCUUAUUCUCCCUCUUUCCAUCAUCCCGCUCCAUUCUCCCGAUUUCCAGCACCCCGCCCCAUUCUCCCGCUUUCCAUCACCCCGCCCCGUUCUCCCUCUAUCCAUCACCCCGCCCAAAUCUCCCACUUUCCAUCACCCCGUCCCAUUCUCCUGUUUUCCAUCACCCCGCCCCAUUCUCUCGCUUUCUAUCACCCCGCCUUAUUCUCCCGCUUUCCAUCACCCCGCACCAUUCUCUCGCUUUCCAUCACCCCGCCCCAUUCUCACUAUCUCCAUCACCCCUCCCCAUUCUCCCUCUUUCCAUCACCCCGCCCCAUUCUCAUGCUUUCUAUCACCCUGCCCCAUUCUCCCUCUUUCCAUCACCCCGCCCCAUUCUCCCGCCUUCCAUCACCCCGCCCCAUUCUCCUUCCUUCCAUCACCCUGGCCAAUUCUCCCGCUUUCCAUCACCGCGCCCCAUUCUCCCGCCUUCCAUCACCCCGCCCCAUUCUCCCUCUUUCCAUCACCCCGCCCCAUUCUCCCGCUUUCCAUCACCCCGCCCCAUUCUCCAGCCCCAUUCUCCCUCUUUCCAUCACCCUGCCCCAUUCUCUCGCUUUCCAUCACCCCGCCCCAUUUUCCCUCUUUCCAUCACCCCGCCCCAUUCUCCCGCUUUCCAUCACCCCGCCCCAUUCUCCCGCUUUCCAUCACCCCGCUCCAUUCUCCCGCUUUCCAUCACCCCGCCCAAUUCUCCCUCUUUCCAUCACCCCGCCCCAUUCUCCCGCUUUCCAUCACCCCGCCCCAUUCUCCCUCUAUCCAUCACCCCGCCCAAUUCUCCCACUUUCCAUCACCCCGUCCCAUUCUCCUGUUUUCCAUCACCCCGCCCCAUUCUCUCGCUUUCUAUCACCCCGCCUUAUUCUCCCGCUUUCCAUCACCCCGCACCAUUCUCCCGCUUUCCAUCACCCCGCCCCAUUCUCACUAUCUCCAUCACCCCUCCCCAUUCUCCCUCUUUCCAUCACCCCGCCCCAUUCUCAUGCUUUCUAUCACCCCGCCCCAUUCUCCCUCUUUCCAUCAACCCGCCCCAUUCCCUCUCUUUCCAUCACCCCGCCUUAUUCUCCCUCUUUCCAUCAUCCCGCUCCAUUCUCCCGAUUUCCAGCACCCCGCCCCAUUCUCCCGCUUUCCAUCACCCCGCCCCGUUCUCCCUCUAUCCAUCAUCCCGCCCAAAUCUCCCACUUUCCAUCACCCCGUCCCAUUCUCCUGUUUUCCAUCACCCCGCCCCAUUCUCUCGCUUUCUAUCACCCCGCCUUAUUCUCCCGCUUUCCAUCACCCCGCACCAUUCUCUCGCUUUCCAUCACCCCGCCCCAUUCUCACUAUCUCCAUCUCCCCUCCCCAUUCUCCCUCUUUCCAUCACCCCGCCCCAUUCUCAUGCUUUCUAUCGACCCGCCCCAUUCUCCCUCUUUCCAUCACCCCGCCCCAUUCUCCCGCCUUCCAUCACCCCGCCCCAUUCUCCUUCCUUCCAUCACCCUGGCCAAUUCUCCCGCUUUCCAUCACUGCGCCCCAUUCUCCCGCCUUCCAUCACCCCGCCCCAUUCUCCCUCUUUCCAUCACCCCGCACCAUUCUCCCGCUUUCCAUCACCCCGCCCCAUUCUCCAGCCCCAUUCUCCCUCUUUCCAUCACCCCGCCCCAUUCUCUCGCUUUCCAUCACCCCGCCCCAUUUUCCCUCUUUCCAUCACCCCGCCCCAUUCUCCCGCUUUCCAUCAACCCGCCCCAUUCUCCCGCUUUCCAUCACCCCGCUCCAUUCUCCCGCUUUCCAUCACCCCACCCAAUUCUCCCUCUUUCCAUCACCCCACCCCAUUCUCCCGAUUUCCAUCACCCCGCCCCAUUCUCCCGCUUUCCAUCACCCCGCCCCAUUCUCCCUCUAUCCAUCACCCCGCCCAAUUCUCCCACUUUCCAUCACCCCGUCCCAUUCUCCUGUUUUCCAUCACCCCGCCCCAUUCUCUCGCUUUCUAUCACCCCGCCUUAUUCUCCCGCUUUCCAUCAGCCCGCACCAUUCUCCCGCUUUCCAUCACCCCGCCCCAUUCUCACUAUCUCCAUCACCCUCCCCCAUUCUCCCUCUUUCCAUCACCCCGCCCCAUUCUCAUGCUUUCUAUCACCCCGCCCCAUUCUCACUCUUUCCAUCACCCCGCCCCAUUCUCCCACCUUCCAUCACCCCACCCCAUUCUCCUUCCUUCCAUCACCCUGGCCAAUUCUCCCGCUUUCCAUCACCGCGCCCCAUUCUCCCGCCUUCCAUCACCCCGCCCCAUUCUCCCUCUUUCCAUCACCCCGCCCCAUUCUCCCGCUUUCCAUCACCCCGCCCCAUUCUCCAGCCCCAUUCUCCCUCAUUCCAUCACCCCGCCCCAUUCUCUCGCUUUCCAUCACCCCGCCCCAUUUUCCCUCUUUCCAUCACCCCGCCCCAUUCUCCCGCUUUCCAUCACCCCGCCCCAUUCUCCCGCUUUCCAUCACCCCGCUCCAUUCUCCCGCUUUCCAUCACCCCGCCCAAUUCUCCCUCUUUCCAUCACCCCACCCCAUUCUCCCGAUUUCCAUCACCCCGCCCCAUUCUCCCGCUUUCCAUCACCCUGCCCCAUUCUCCCUCUAUCCAUCACCCCGCCCAAUUCUCCCACUUUCCAUCACCCCGUCCCAUUCUCCUGUUUUCCAUCACCCCGCCCCAUUCUCUCUAUCUCCAUCACCCCUCCCCAUUCUCCCUCUUUCCAUCACCCCGCCCCAUUCUCAUGCUUUCUAUCACCCCACCCCAUUCUCCCUCUUUCCAUCACCCCGCCCCAUUCUCCCACCUUCCAUCACCCCGCCUAAUUCUCCUUCCUUCCAUCACCCUUGCCAAUUCUCCCGCUUUCCAUCACCGCGCCCCAUUGUCCCGCCUUCCAUCACCCCGCACCAUUCUCCCUCUUUCCAUCACCCCGCCCCAUUCUCCCGCUUUCCAUCACCUCGCCCCAUUCUCCCGCCCCAUUCUCCCUCUUUCCAUCACCCCGCCCCAUUCUCUCGCUUUCCAUCACCCCGCCCCAUUUUCCCUCUUUCCAUCACCCCGCCCCAUUCUCCCGCUUUCCAUCACCCCGCCCCAUUCUCCCGCUUUCCAUCAGCCCGCUCCAUUCUCCCGCUUUCCAUCACCCCGCCCAAUUCUCCCUCUUUCCAUCACCCCACCCCAUUCUCCCUCUUUCCAUCACCCCGCCCCAUUCUCCCGCUUUCCAUCACCCUGCCCCAUUCUCCCUCUUUCCAUCACCCCGCCCUAUCCUCUCUCUUUCCAUCACCCCGCACCAUUUUCCCGCUUUCCAUCACCCCGCACCAUUCUCCCUCUUUCCAUCACCCCACCCCAUUCUACUGCUUUCCAUGACCCCGUCCAAUUCUCCCGCUUUCCAUCACCCCGCCCAAUUUUCCCUCUUUCCAUCAUCCCGCCCCAUUCUCCCUCUUUCCAUCACCCCGCCCCAUUCUCCCCCAAUCCAUCACCCCGCCCCAUUUUCUCUCUUUUCAUCACCCCGUCCCAUUCUUCCGCUUUCCAUCACCCCGCCCCAUUCUCCCGCCUUCCAUCACCCCGCCCCAUUCUCCAUCUUUCCAUCACCCUGCCCAAUUCUCCCGCUUUCCAUCACCCCGCCCCAUCCUCCCGCCUUCCAUCACCCCGCCCCAUUCUCCCUCCUUCCGUCACCCCGCCCCAUUCUCCCGCUUUCCAUCACCUCGCCCCAUUCUCCCGCUUUCCAUCAACCCGCCCCAUUCUCCCUCUUUCCAUCACCCCGCCCCAUUCUCCCGCUUUCCAUCACCACGCCCCAUUCUCCCGCUUUCCAUCACCCCGCCCCAUUCUCCCGCUUUCCAUCACCCCGCCCCAUUCUCCCUCUUUCCAUCACCCCGCCCCAUUCUCCCCCUUUCCAUCACCCCGCCCCAUUCUCCCUCUUUCCAUCACCCUUCCCCAUUCUCCCUCUAUCGAUCACCCCACCCAAUUCUCCCGCUUUCCAUCACCCCGUCCCAUUCUCCCGCUUUCCAUCACCUCGCCCCAUUCUUUUGCGUUCCAUCACCCCACCCCAUCCUCCCCUCUUUCCAUCAUCCCGCCCCAUUCUCCCAAUUUCUAUCACCCCGCCCCAUUCUCCCUCUUUCCAUCACCCCGCCCCAUUCUCCCGCUUUCCAUCACCCCGCCCCAUUCUAGCUCUUUCAAUCACCCCGCCCCAUUCUCUCGCUUUCCAUCACCCCGCCCCGUUCUCCCGCUUUCCAUCACCCCGCCCCAUUUUCCCGCCUUCCAUCACCCCGCCCCAUUCUCCUGCUUUCCAUCACCCCGCCCCAUUCUCCCUCAUUCCAUCACCCCGCCCCAUUCUCUCGCUUUCCAUCACCCCGCCCCAUUCUCCCGCUUCUCAUCACCCUGCCCCAUUCUCCCGCUUUCCAUCACCCCGUCCCAUUCUCCCUCUUUCCAUCACCCCGCUCCAUUCUCCCGCUUUCCAUCACCCCUCCCUAUUCUCCCUCUUUCCAUCACCCCGCCCUAUUCUCCCGCUUUCCAUCACCCCGCCCCAUUCUCCCGCUUUCCAUCACCCCGCCCCAUUCUCCCGCUUUCCAUCACCCCGCCCCAUUCUCCCGCUUUCCAUCACCCCGCCCCAUUCUCCCUCUUUCCAUCACACCGCCCCGUUCUCCCGCUUUCCAUCACCCCGCUCCGUUCUCCCGCUUUCCAUCACCCUGACCCAUUCUCCCCCUUUCCAUCAACCCGCCACAUUCUCCCGCUUUCCAUCACCGCGCCCCAUUCUCCCUCUUUCCAUCACCCCGCCCCGUUCUCCCGCUUACCAUCACCCCGCCCCAUUCUCCCGCUUUCCAUCACCCCGCCCCAUUCUCCCUCUUUCCAUCACACCGCCCCAUUCUCCCUGUUUCCAUCACCCCGCCCCAUUCUCCCGAUUUCCAUCACCCCUCCCCAUUCUCCCGCUUUCCAUCACCCCGCCCCAUUCUCCCGCUUUCCAUCACUCCACCCCAUUCUCCCGCUUUCCAUCACCCCGCCCCAUUCUCCCGCUUUCCAUCACCCUGCCCCAUUCUCCCGCUUCCCAUCACCCGGGCCCAUUCUCCCGCUUUCCAUCACCCCGCCCCAUUCUCCCGCUUUCCAUCACCCCGACCCAUUCUCCCUCCUUCCAUCACCCCGCCUCAUUCUCCCGCUUUCCAUCACCCCGCCCCAUUCUCCCGCUUUCCAUAACCCCGCCGCAUUCUCCCACUUUCCAUCACCCAGCCACAUUCUCCCACUUUCCAUCAGCCCGCCCCAUUCUCCCUCCUUCCUUUGCCCUGCCCCAUUCUCCCUCCUUCCAUCAUCCCGCCCCAUUCUCCCUCCUUCCAUCACCUCGCCCCAUUUUCCCGCUUUCUAUUUGCCCGCCCCAUUCCACCGCUUUCCAUCACCCCGCCCCAUUCUCCAGCUUUCCAUAACCCGCCCCAUUCUCCCGCUUUCCAUCACCCCGCCCCAUUCUCCCGCUUUCCAUCACCCCACCCCAUUCUCCCGCUUUCCAUCACCCCACCCCAUAUUCCCGCUUUCCAUCCCUGCCCCAUUCUCCAGCUUUCCAUCAGCCGCCCCAUUCUCCCGCUUUCCAUCACCCCGCCUUAUUCUCCAGCUCUCCAUCACCCCGCACCAUUCGCCCGCUUUCCAUCACCCCUCCCCAUUCUCCUGCUUUCCAUCACCCCGCCCCAUUCUCCCUCCUUCCAUGACCCCGCCCCAUUCUCCCUCCAUCCAUCACCCCGCCCUAUUCUCCCAAUUUCCAUCACCCCACCCCAUUCUCCCGCUUUCCAUCACCCCGCCUUAUUCUCCCGCUUUCCAUCACCUCGCCCCAUUCUCCCGCUUUCCAUCACCCCGCCCCAUUCUCCGCUUUCCAUCACACGCCCAUUCUCCCGCUUUCCAUCACCCCGCACCAUUCUCCCGCUUUUCAUUACCCCGCCCCAUUUUCCUGCUUCCCAUCAUCUCGCCCCAUUCUCCCGCUUUCCAUCACCCUGCCCCAUUCUCCCUCCUUCCAUCACCCCACCCCAUUCUCCCGCUUUCCAUCACCUCGCCCCAUUCUCUCGCUUUCCAUCACCCCGCCCCAUUCUCCCGCUUUCCAUCACCCCGCCCCAUUCUCCUGCUUUCCAUCACCCGCCCCAUUCUCCCGCUUUCCAUCACCCCACCCCAGUCUCCCGCUUUCCAUCACCCCGCCCUAUUCUCCCCCUUUCCAUCACCCCGCCCCAAUCUCCCGCUUUCCAUCACCCCACCCCAUUCUCCCGCUUUCCAUCACCCCGCCCCAUUCUCCCGCUUUCCUUCACCCCUCCCCAUUCUCCCACUUUCCAUCACCCCGCCCCAUUCUCCCGCUUUCAAUCACCCCACCCCAUUCUCCCGCUUUCCAUCACUCCGCCCCAUUCUCCCUCCUUCCAUCACCCCGCCCCAUUCUCCCGCUUUCCAUCACCCCGACCCAUUCUCCCACUUUCCAUCACCCCGCCCCAUUCUCCUGCUUUCCAUCAUCCAGCCCCAUUCCCCCGCUUUCCAUCACCCCGCCCUAUUCUCCCUCUUUCCAUCACCCCGCCCCAUUCUCCCUCCUUCCAUCACCCCGCCCCAUUCUACCGCUUUCCAUCACCCCGCCACAUUCUUCCACUUUCCAUCACCCCGCCCCAUUCUCCCUCCUUCCAUCACCCCGCCCCAUUCCCCCGCUUUCCAUCACCCCGCCCCAUUCUCCCGCAUUCCAUCACCCCGCCCCAUUCUCCCUCCUUCCAUCACCCCGCCCCAUUCUCCCGCUUUCCAUCACCCCACCCCAUUCUUCCGCAUUCCAUCACCCCGCCCCAUUCUCCCGCCCGCCCCAUUCUCCCGCUUUCCAUCACCCCGCCCCAUUCUCCCGCGUUCCAUCUCCCCGCCCCAUUCUCCCGGUCUCCAUAACCCCGCCCCCUUCUCCCUCCUUCCAUCACCCCGCCCCAUUCUCCCUCCUUCCAUCAUCCCGCCCCUUUCUCCCGCUUUCCAUCAGCCCGCCCCAUUCUCCCGCUUUCCAUCACCCAGCCCCAUUCUCCCGCUCUCCAUCACCCCGCCCCGUUCUCCCGCUUUCCAUAACCCCGCCCCAUUCUCACGCUUUCCAUCACCCCGCCCCAUUCACCCGCUUUCCAUCACCCCGCCCCAUUCCGCUCCAUUCCGUCACCCCGCCCCAUUCUCCCGCUUUCCAUCACCUCGCCCCAUUCUCACGCUCUCCAUCACCCCGCCCCAUUCACCCGCUUUCCAUCACCCCGCCCCAUUCUCACGCUUUCCAUCACCCCACCCCACUCCCGCUUUCCAUCACCCCGCCCCAUUCUCCCGCUUUCCAUCACCCCGCCCCAUUCUCCCGCUUUCCAUCACCUUGCCCCAUUCUCACGCUUUCCAUCACCCCGCCCCAUUCUCCCGCUUUCUAUCACCCCGCCCCAUUCUCCUCCCUUCCAUCACCCCGCCUCAUUCUCCCUCCUUCCAUCACCCCGCCCCGUUCUCCCGCUUUCCAUCACCCCGCCCCAUUCUCCCGCUUCCCAUCAACCCGCCCCAUUCUCCCACUUUCCAUCACCCCGCCCCAUUCUCCCGCAUUCCAUCACCCUGCCCCAUUCUCCCGCUUUCCAUAACCCCGCCCCAUUCUCCUGCUUUCCAUCACCCCGCCAUAUUCUCCCACUUUCCAUCACCCCUCCCCAUUCUCCCUCCUUCCAUCACACGCCCCAUUCUCCCUCCUUCCAUCACCCACCCCAUUCUCCCUCCUUCCAUCACCCCGCCCCAUUCUCCCGCUUUCCAUCACCACGCCUCAUUCUCCCGCUUUCCAUCACCCCGCCCCAUACUCCCGCUUUCCAUCACCCCGCCCCAUUCUCCCGCUUUCCAUCACCCCGCCCCAUUCUCCCGCUUUCCAUCACCCCGCCCCAAUCUCCCUCCUUCCAUCACCCGCCCCAUUCUCCCUCCUUCCAUCACCCACCCCAUUCUCCCUCCUUCCAUCACCCCGCCCCAUUCUCCCGCUUUCCAUCACCACGCCUCAUUCUCCCGCUUUCCAUCACCCCGCCCCAUACUCCCGCUUUCCAUCACCCCGCCCCAUUCUCCCGCAUUCCAUCACCCCGCCCCAUUCUCCCUCCUUCCAUCACCCCGCCCCAUUCUCCCGCUUUCCAUCACCCCACCCCAUUCUUCCGCAUUCCAUCACCCCGCCCCAUUCUCCCGCUUUCCAUCACCUCGCCCCAUUCUCCCGCAUUCCAUCAUCCUGCCCCAUUCUCCCUCCUUCCAUCACCCCGCCCCUUUCUCCCGCUUUCCAUCAGCCCGCCCCAUUCUCCCGCUUUCCAUCACCCCGCCCCAUUCUCCCGCGUUCCAUCUCCCCGCCCCAUUCUCCCGCCCCAUUCUCCCGCUCUCCAUCACCCCGCCCCGUUCUCCCGCUUUCCAUAACCCCGCCCCAUUCUCACGCUUUCCAUCACCCCGCCCCAUUCACCCGCUUUCCAUCACCCCGCCCCAUUCCGCUCCUUUCCUUCACCCCGCCCCAUUCUCCCGCUUUCCAUCACCUCGGCCCAUUCUCACGCUCUCCAUCACCCCGCCCCAUUCACCCGCUUUCCAUCACCCCGCCCCAUUCUCACGCUUUCCAUCACCCCACCCCACUCCCGCUUUCCAUCACCCCGCCCCAUUCUCCCGCUUUCCAUCACCCCGCCCCAUUCUCCCGCUUUCCAUCACCUUGCCCCAUUCUCACGCUUUCCAUCACCCCGCCCCAUUCUCCCGCUUUCCAUCACCCCGCCCCAUUCUCCCUCCUUCCAUCACCCCGCCUCAUUCUCCCUCCUUCCAUCACCCCGCCCCGUUCUCCCGCUUUCCAUCACCCCGCCCCAUUCUCCCGCUUCCCAUCACCCCGCCCCAUUCUCCCGCUUUCCAUCACCCCGCCCCAUUCUCCCGCAUUCCAUCACCCUGCCCCAUUCUCCCGCUUUCCAUAACCCCGCCCCAUUCUCCUGCUUUCCAUCACCCCGCCAUAUUCUACCACUUUCCAUCACCCCGCCCCAUUCUCCCUCCUUCCAUCACCCGCCCCAUUCUCCCUCCUUCCAUCACCCACCCCAUUCUCCCUCCUUCCAUCACCCCGCCCCAUUCUCCCGCUUUCCAUCACCACGCCUCAUUCUCCCGCUUUCGAUCACCCCGCCCCAUACUCCCGCUUUCCAUCACUCCGCCCCAUUCUCCCGCUUUCCAUCACCCCGCCCCAUUCUCCCGCUUUCCAUCACCCCGCCCCAAUCUCCCUCCUUCCAUCACCCCGCCCCAUUCUCCCGCUUUCCAUGAGCCCGCCCCAUUCUCCCUCCUUCCAUCACCUCGGGCCAUUCUCCUUCCUUCCAUCACCCUGCCCCAUUCUCCCGCUUUCCAUCACCCCGCCCCAUUUUCCCGUUUUCCAUCACCCCGCCCCAUUCUCCUGCUUUCCAUCACCCCGCCCGAUUCUCCUGCUUUCCACCACCCCGCCCCAUUCUCCCGCUUUCCAUCACCCCGCCCCAUUCUCCCGCUUUCCAUCACCCCACCCCAUUCUCCCACCUUCUAUCACCCCGCCCCAUUCUCCCUCCUUCCAUCACCUCGCCCCAUUCUCCCGCUUUCCAUUACUCCGCCCCAUUCUCCUGCUUUCCAUCACCCCGCCCCAUUCUCCCGCUUUCCAUCACCCCGCCCCAUUCCCCCGCUUUCCAUCACCCCGCCCCAUUCUCCCGCUUUUCAUCACCCCGCCCCGUUCUCCCGCUUUCCAUCACCCCGCCCCAUUCUCCCGCUUUCCAUCACCCCGCCCCAUUCUCCCUCUUUCCAUCACCCCGCCCCAUUCUCCCUCCUUCCAUCACCCCGCCCCAUUCUCCGCUUCCCAUAA
Messenger RNA from Closterium sp. NIES-65, 32379 nucleotides. NCBI's taxonomy places the organism in Eukaryota, Viridiplantae, Streptophyta, Zygnematophyceae, Desmidiales, Closteriaceae. The record is from the annotation of a GenBank genome assembly.